This is a messenger RNA of Boleophthalmus pectinirostris (great blue-spotted mudskipper), 1870 nucleotides long. RefSeq names its product ER lumen protein-retaining receptor 2. Gene Ontology annotation, cellular component: endoplasmic reticulum; cis-Golgi network; membrane. NCBI's taxonomy places the organism in Eukaryota, Metazoa, Chordata, Actinopteri, Gobiiformes, Gobiidae. Gene Ontology annotation, biological process: protein retention in ER lumen; endoplasmic reticulum to Golgi vesicle-mediated transport. The transcript is spliced from 5 exons. Gene Ontology annotation, molecular function: ER lumen protein retrieval receptor activity. Bases 166 to 804 code for a protein of 212 amino acids. The record is from RefSeq and is a predicted model, not a curated record.
UCAGCCACGUCGCGCUUUACUCGCCAUUUUCUUCCUCUAAAUCUAGAAUCAGUCAUUAGGGCUGUCACUGGACUGUUACCUCUACAAUUUAACAUAUAGAGGAACACAUCCUAGCACUAAUAAGAGUGUUAGUUUGCACAGGCUUCCGCCAGCACCCCCAGAAACAUGAACAUCUUCAGGCUAUCUGGUGAUCUCUCCCAUUUAGCAGCCAUCAUCAUUUUGCUGCUAAAGAUAUGGAAGACCAGGUCUUGUGCCGGCAUUUCUGGAAAGAGCCAGGUCUUGUUUGCCUUAGUGUUUACUACUCGUUACCUGGACUUGCUAACCUCAUUCAUCUCACUCUACAACACCACCAUGAAGAUUAUCUACAUCGGGUGUGCAUAUGCCACUGUAUAUCUGAUCUACGCAAAGUUUAAAGCCACAUAUGAUGGCAACCAUGACACCUUCAGAGUGGAGUUUUUGGUUGUUCCUGUGGGGGGACUAGCUUUCCUUGUCAACCAUGACUUCUCCCCCCUUGAGAUUCUGUGGACGUUUUCCAUCUACCUGGAGUCGGUGGCGAUCUUGCCGCAGCUUUUCAUGAUCAGUAAAACAGGGGAGGCCGAGACUAUCACCACACACUAUCUGUUCUUCCUGGGACUAUAUAGAGCCCUCUACCUCAUCAACUGGAUUUGGAGGUUUUACUUUGAGGGCUUCUUCGACAUGAUUGCCAUUGUGGCUGGAGUAGUGCAGACCAUCCUGUACUGCGAUUUCUUCUAUUUGUAUGUCACAAAAGUGCUGAAAGGAAAGAAACUGAGCCUGCCAGCUUAAGUGCCAAAAAGGAGUGCUGUGUCAGACUCAGAGGUUAGUGGAGAACAGGCCCACCUCCACCACCCCCACCUCUACUCCCAAGACUGGGGCAAGAUGCCUGAGACAGAGCUCCUCCUCCUGGACUUCAACAGCAUCUCUGUUUGAUGCAUCUUGCCUUAACUUUUUUAUUACCCUGUGUAAAAAAAAAAACAAGAAAAGUGAGAUUUUUUUGUACAUUCACUUGUGUUCUUUAAGGUCCUGGCUACACAUGCACAAAUAUUUAGUUUAAAAAAAUUAAGCUUUCAGGGCAAACCCUUUCAAUAUUACUUCUUUUCAGGUAGGAUUGUUAGUUUUAUUAUAUUUUGUCCAGUAUAAAUGUAUAUCUUCUUAUUACAGUAAAAAAAAAAAAAACAUGUGUUGAAUUUUAGUGUAGUUAAAUAAGGCUCAUCAACAUUUUACACACAUGUAUUUUCUUACUUAGUCUUGCUAACAUUUUCAACAAGACUUGGAACUGUCAAAGCCAAACAAAAUUGCAUGUGCUAGCUGUUCUAAUGCGGUAAGACAAAAAUAAUUUAAAAAAUAGCGAAAUGUACAUGUAAGUGUAGCCAGGGCCCAUGUGCUGAUGUAAAUUGUUCAGAUUUGGCACUGUAUAAUAACUGAAGAGGACUUUUUCCACAAUGGCAUAAUAUUUGUAAUUAUAUAUUGGAAAGUAAAUUUGGAGUUGGGCUUUUAUUUCAGAGGGUUGUUUUGCAUUUGUAUUUGCAGUAUGCAUUCCCAAGUACAAUGAUCUCAAAUUGAUUUAUAAAUGCACACAGUAAUACUCUGUUCAAGUGAGACUAUUUAAGUCAAAAUAUAUUUCAAAAUAAAGCCUUGUAUAUAAAGUCUCCACCAGUCACUGUAUAUUCCAUACUAAUGCGGAUUCUUUUUAUUGUCACACAUUUACAAAAGUAUUUUGGAUGACCAAUACUUCACAUAGUAAUUCAUCAUCAAAAUGCACCUUUUGUUUGUGAUUACAGCUAAUGAUUUUCUCUUUGAGGGACAGAUGUAUUUAUUUUUUCUUGUUUCCAAUAAAUGGUGCAGAAUGGUU